GGGGUUUUCCGUAACCACCGCUGCCAGGACGAGCAAGCAAGCAAGACAAGCAAGGCAAACAAGACAAGACCAGGAAACGGCAGCCAUGAAGACGGAGCUGUUGUCGCUGGUGCACGAGUAUUUGGCUGCCUAUGGAUACACGGAAGCGGCAAGUACGCUGCAAGCGGAGGCCAACGCCAAAGGAGAGGACUUCAAACCACUGCCGCAUGACGGCUCCACCAAGGAAAACCUCGUGGUCAUCAAGACACUGGAAGCGUUUGAUCGAGGAUCACUGCCCGAGUUCAAGCAGCAGUGGAAUGCCGCUUUGCCAGAGCUCAUGCGCACGUCGGACUCGACAUGUGUGAAGCUGGAGUUUUAUGCACACGUCUACUUUGCCAUCGUUGGCAUCCAUCCGCACGCCACGUUCCGACCAGAGAGCUACAACCAGCAGAUGGCCAUGGCCCAGCUUCGGCAGUACAUUGAAGACAAAGGCGCCAUCUUGAGCAAUGAGCCAGAGUUGCUGCCGUAUUUUGCAAUGCCCUACAUCCCCGAGCCACAGCACCACGCCACUUUCGCCACCCUCUUCACAGACACGUGGAUUCCCGAGAUCCGUGCACGCAUUGAGAAGUAUCUUCUUGCCAACGCCGGCACACCCGCGUCCCGCCUCUCUGAUAUUGUCCACGAGUGGGAGGUGCAGACGCAGAAGGGCAAGGCCGCACACGCUGUCGAGGGGAUGGUGAAACAGCUGGAGGAAGUGACAGAGGAGAAGAACGAGCUGUGGAUCAGGCAUCAGCAGCUGCAACGCGAAUAUUACAAUCUCCUCGGCGUCACGGACGAGCUGGUUGAGGCUGUGGUUGCCGGUAUUCGUGGAUCUCCCGUGUCGCAAUCGCAACUGGACGACAUCUGUCGCCGCCUGAAUCUGUUCACAACAGAGACGGAGGAGGACCACGACAGUGGCGAAGAGGAGCCACAGGACCACUCGGAGGACCACGCCCGUCCGCAUGGGUCCAGUCACGGCCACAAGGGGGCACACAAGGCCACCACACAGGAUGUGGUGCCAUCGAUUGUGAUGGAGGGACCGCUCCCACCGCUCGACAUCAAGACGUUCACAGCCGCAAUCACAGACGCAGACGAGAGGUCUGCGUCGCUGCUGCUGCAGGCGCUACGAUGGCGCGUGACGCGGGCACGACCCGGUCCUGUCCGCACGGCCGCCGUGGCGCAGCUCAUCGCCGACGAUGUGCUCGCCCUCGCCGACCCCGACAGCAGCACGAUCCUGUCGCUCAUUUCCUCCAAGGACGAAACACUCAAACUCAGCGCUGCCAGGCUGCUGAACUGCCUCGGAUCGCUGUCCGCAGCGCGUCGAUAUCUCCUCACGAGCGACUCGCUCAUCCGUCGCCUUUUCCAACAGAUUCAGCGCGAGCAGGACGACACACCGGCCCGCCGCCACCUCCUCGGCGCACUGCAGAAGCUGAGCCUCAAGCGCCGCGCACAGAUUGACAUGAUCAGCAUCGGCGUCAUUGACUGGCUCGUUGACCUUCUCCGUCACCCCGACGACGCCAGCUACUACAGCGUUGAGUAUGCGGUUGCGCUGCUGAUGAAUCUGUGCUUGCGGGGCCGUGGAAAGACAUAUUGCCAAGAGCGUGCGCGCGACGUUCUCGGCAUGCUACUUGACCUGCUUGGUUACGAAGCGGCGCAGGUGCGCACGUAUGUGCACGCGUGCCUGUACUCGCUGUUUUCGCGCCAGGCCAUUCGCCAGGAAGCCGACAUGCUUGGCGCAGAGUCCGCACUCAGGGCCCAGAUGCGAGUGAGCAACGCUGUGAUGGCGAAGCAGCUGGCACACGUUCUCGACCAACUUGCCCGCACCGACGAUGACUCUGACGCAGCGAGCGAUGACGAGAAUGAUGAUGAAGACGAGGACGAAGAAGAGGCGGAAGAGGAUUCCGAUGACAUGACGUCACACAACCUGAUGGCUGCAGACUACGAAGACCCGGAACCAAUCACCGCUCCAAAGGAUCAGAGCGGCGAACACCUGCUGGCGUCAUUCUACGUUGGCGGCAGUGCCCAACACCAGCAACAACAAAAGCAGCAACAGCAGCAGCAACCACGAGAGCAGCAGUCCACAACCCCGACGACAACAGCACGAGCUGCAUCACCGUCCGUGCACGUCGACAGGCCUGCCGCUGCCCCAACGAUCGCCACCACAGCCAGCGCUCGCCCACAUACAGGCAAAGCCAGGGGCACCGCCCCCGAUACCGCCAUGGCCACGGACGCCACGACGAGCAGUCGCCCUGCCACGACAGGACCGCGCCCAACAUCGAGCAACAGGGGCGCGUCGGCCAUGGAUGACCUGCGCAAAUCAACGGCAAAGCUCAGCCAGACCCUCGACAACAUGCGAGCAAGCAGCCGCCCGGCAACCGGGCGCACGCGUCUGCGCAACACCAACGAGCCAAUCCAGGAAGAGGCAAGUGGUGGUGACGCCGACAACGAUGGUGAUGGCGGACAGACCACUGCGAGGACAGGGCCCGUGCCGUCCAAGAGCAAGACGGCGAGUAGUGGUGGUGACGAUGAUGAUGAUGGAGAGGGUGGUGAUGGCGAUGAGACGCCCGAGCCCGAACCUGUGCCGAUUGAUGAAGAGGCGUCGAAUUUGCUUGCAAGCAAAGUUGGGAAGCCACUGGCACGAGCGGACGACAAGCCAGCGCCCCCACGCGCACAGGGUGAAGACUCCAACAUAGACGAGUACUACGCUGUGUUUGCGACACGGUCAAAGGUGCCGAGAACGCCCUAAUCGAAUGCGCUGCGUAUGGACAACUGUGUGCAUUUUGAGGCGCUUUUGAACACGCUUCUUCAUCAACUACCCGUGUCAGUUUGUGUCAAUCACAUCAUUUUCAUGCCACACAAAAUUAUUGAACAACACAGCAAACGUUGACACG
Molecule: messenger RNA, 2909 nt
Organism: Salpingoeca rosetta
Lineage: Eukaryota; Choanoflagellata; Craspedida; Salpingoecidae
Exons: 21
Coding region: 86-2764 (892 amino acids)
Biological process (GO): cilium assembly
Cellular component (GO): centriole; ciliary tip; ciliary basal body
Molecular function (GO): protein binding
Source: RefSeq, a predicted model, not a curated record